This is a messenger RNA of Solanum stenotomum, 501 nucleotides long. RefSeq names its product serine/arginine-rich splicing factor RSZ22-like. NCBI's taxonomy places the organism in Eukaryota, Viridiplantae, Streptophyta, Magnoliopsida, Solanales, Solanaceae. Gene Ontology annotation, molecular function: zinc ion binding; nucleic acid binding. The record is from RefSeq and is a predicted model, not a curated record. The coding region runs from base 1 to 501 and encodes 166 amino acids. The transcript is spliced from 2 exons.
AUGACUCCCACACCAGGUCUAGGGAUUAUUAUGAUAGGACCGGACGAUGGUUUCGACAGGUUCAGUCUAGCCGGCCUACCCAGGCUUUCUCUUCAGGCAUUAGAUGGUGGUUGGAGUGAGGCCAGUUCGAGUCAUGGCCGUGAGGUGUUUCAGUUGGGUUCUUCAGUCAAUGGUGGGCAUUCUUCUGGGAGUCGUCCUCAAGAGGGUUGCUAUGAGUGUAGUGAGAUGGGUCAUUGGGCCAGGUACUGCCCUCAGCAUAGUCGUAGUUCUCCCGCUCCUGAGGCAGGUCCCCCAUCUUUACCAGCACCUCCAGCUAAAGUCCGUGGUCAGGGUCAGGACCGUAGAGAUGGUCAUCAGGGUAUACGGGAUAGUCCCAAAGGAGGCAGGGACUGCCCUAAGCAUAGUCGGAUUACUCUCACUCCUCAGGCAGCUACCCCAUCUUUACCAGCACCUCCAUCUAGAGGUCGUGGUCAGGGUCAGGACUGUAGAGGUGGUCAUUAG